AUGACAGGCUAUUACAACGGUUUGCUGCCUUACGGUGGCCAAGGUGUGCCCUAUGGAGGCUAUAUCAGCAAUGGCGGCUACACAGCCGGAGCGUACUACACCUCGGGAGCGCAAUUACCCUAUUACGGCUACUACGGGCAGAUGGUACCGUCAUAUACUCAGAUUCAGCCGCCAACGACUCGAUAUCAUCAACCUGCUCGUCGUGGCAACUCCGGUGGGCCACGCCGUCCGCAGCCAGCCGCAGACGGGCGUCCCACCUCAACUCGUAAGGUAGCUGCUGCCUCAGCGCCCAGCAACAACGUUGCGUGUGAUAUAUGCAACAUGAGUUUCAAGACUUCUGCGGAGCUGGCAGAUCACGUGGACGGGAUGCACGUACAUUGCGAGGUGGAAGGCUGCGGAUAUUCGGCGCCCGUGGACCUGAUGUCGGUGCACGCGCUGAAACACGUUAAGAAUCAGCAAGGCGAGUACAUCUUGGAGUCAGUGGAUGAAACUCGCAAGUGGAUAAACAACCGGCGGAUUCGCCAUCCUCUGAAUCGUCACCGUGACAUGUCUGCGACGGAAGACUCCACGCUGGAGCGUUUGUUACGUGAUGCUUAUCGCAAGGUGAGGAAAGACGCACCUGCCAAAAGCGUGCUAUAUCCAGUUAUUUCUAAGGUUCGGCCGCGUCCUAGUGCGUUGCUGUACCUCAGCGACCCAGUGAAGUACCAAAAUCUGCUGCGCCAGUCGACGGGGCCGUACUCGUACAGGGCGUCGCUUUCUAUGGGGCGUGCCCAAUGCCAAAACUUCAAGCGAACACGGACGUGCAAGUUUGGGGACAAUUGUACCUACUCGCACAACGUGCAGGGUGGGUCGUUCCGUGAACUUUCGGUAACGAAGCGCCCUCCCACGUUGCUGCAUGUGCUGAAGAAUGACAUAUUCAACGCAGACAAAAUCCUGGUUAGUGCCAUAAGGACUCUAGUAUCGCUGGAUUUCUUCGAUAGCCCCGAUGAAGAGCUAUGCGUUGCAAGUUCGACGGCAGCGGAAAGCGGCUCGUCGCUUUCGUCGGAAAAGCCUCCCACGUGUCAAACCUGA
This is a messenger RNA of Babesia bigemina, 1071 nucleotides long. RefSeq lists its product as hypothetical. NCBI's taxonomy places the organism in Eukaryota, Apicomplexa, Aconoidasida, Piroplasmida, Babesiidae. Bases 1 to 1071 code for a protein of 356 amino acids. The transcript has a single exon. Gene Ontology annotation, molecular function: metal ion binding. The record is from RefSeq and is a predicted model, not a curated record.